GACGAUCGGCUGGGGCCAGUAGUGCGCUCGACGGCGCGCGGAACGGACCCGAUCGGCACGCUCUUCUGGGUUCUCGAAAAAUCGUUCUCGCUUGCACCCGCGCGACCCGAGGUUCGAUCGUUCCGAUCGAACGACGAAAACUGGAUUCCCGUUCUCGGUUCCGCGACUUGUUUUGAUUUAUCGAUAUUUGCCAUCCGUUCUUUUUCCUUUCUCCUGCGGACUCUUCGGGCCUUUUUUGCAACAGCCACGCUGCAUUUUACCCUUCUUCGUUUCGGUGAGGAGUGGUAACCUUGUUAGGGAGAUUUUUUGAUUCGGCAAGUAGGUCCUGCACCUGGCUCACCGGAAAUUGAGGAGCGAACGGUGCUGCACGUGUCGGUUUCGGAUCGAUCAAUGAAAAGGAACCAUGUACCGGUGACGCAACGGUUUUUAAAAUAUGUCUGGCGAACGGUGUCAUUCUUAGUAUUUGGCUGAACGUUUCCAUUGUCGCUACUUACAAACCUGUUCCACACGACUCGAAGUCAAUUUCUACUCCGACAAGAUGAUGUUGAUCAAGAGCUUCUUCCGGAGGAUCAUCAAGGACUUCCGGCAUAAGGAGCUGCUACCCCUGAAAAUGAUAUUUUUCGUUCAGGCAUCCACACUCUAUGUACUUUAUCCAUAUUUGACAAUACAUAUGAGGGAGCUUGGCAUAAAUGUGGAGGAAACGGCCAUAAUGAGCGCCAUAACGCCGGUGAUCGCGAUGGUGAUGCCACCUUUGGCUGGAAUGUUUGCCGACCGCGUAGGAAACUUCAAAAUUUUACUGUCCCUGUUUUCUUCCUUCGGCGGAUUCGCGGCACUGUUAUUGCUGCUCGUGCCGAUCGGCAGGAUAACCGUGGAAUUUCCGAACAGAGUCGUUAUGGACCUUGGCUGCACAGGGAAUAACGGGCUGCUUUACACGAUGAGCCAGAGUCAUCCUUGCGAGACGGAAUUGCAAGAAAAGAUCUCCGCUAGACUAGAGAGUUGCGGUUACAUGUGUCGUAUGGAUGUUUAUAAUGAUACGGAACUGGAAACCAUCUUGUCGUCAAGGAUGUAUUCAUUUAUGCGGUACAAUUUGGAAACCGGCUCAAAUUCCACGAUUAAUUUUUCGAUUGCUCAGAAUGACAUGCCAGUGCAAGUGAAAGACGAAGACAUACGGGAGCAUCGUAGGUUAACAAAUAAUGAGCACUUCAAAACUUCGAUACGUCAGAUCUCGAAGAAUGAGUAUUUCUUCCCAACGAAUCAGCUAUACGAAUUCGCGUGUAUGACAUCGGGAUUCAUCGAGGACUUCGAGACAUCGACAUUCAACACUGCCAUGUCGAACAGAAUUUACGAAAAUAGAACUCUUUGCACUUUUAAUCCAAUUCUUUCGCUCCAGGAUAAUACAAGUAACACGAUAAACUAUCAUUCGUACAAGUCGAAGCUAAAGAACAUCAAAGUUACGGACGAAGAUCGCGAGCUAAAACGCCAAAGAUAUUUUUCCGAGGAGAUCGCGUGGACCGGAGACAAAUAUCAGAAAAUAACCUGCGCAAAUCCUGACCUCGAAACAGAAAGGAUCGUACUGAAUCUACCAUUAGUAAAUUACUCAGUGAAUCCUGCACCGUACAAAUUCCUAAGCAGCGACGACUGCCAUAAACGUUGCAUAGUGACCGCACCGCGCAACGAGAUGUGUUCGAACAACAAUAUGAUCGUCGAAUACAACGUGAGCUUGACAUUCUGGCUGUACUUGGCUAUUAGAGUCUUCAUUGGUGUAAUUGGUGGCACCACGUUCGCCAUGUUCGAGGGUGCAGUGAUCGCUAUAUUGCGGGAACAGAAAGCUGAUUACGGGCUUCAAAGGAUUUACGGCAGCAUCGGGGGUAUGAUUUCCUCACCGCUUUCUGGACUUUUGAUCGAUUAUGCGAGCCGCGAUAAGAGUUACACAGACUUCAGGCCGGCAUUCUAUCUGUACGCGGCGCUGAAACUGAUGUCGGGAGUAUUAAUGCUCGCCAUAAAUUUAGAAUUCAAAUCACCAGCGACGAACGUGAUUCGCGACGUCUUUACCGUGUUGAGGAACAUAGAGGCUGCCGCCCUCUUCAUCGCGUGCUUCAUUCUGGGAACUGCCUGGGGCUACAUCGAGUCGUUCCUCUUUUGGCUGAUUCAGGACUUGGGGGGAUCAAGAUCACUCAUGGGUAUCACCAUAACCGUAGGCGGUAUAGCCGGCAUACCAUUACUGGUUCUAUCUGGCCCAAUCAUAUCAAAGAUCGGCCAUGCCAAUGUACUUUUCAUAGGGUUCGUUUUUUACGCCAUAAGACUUUGCGGCUAUUCAAUUAUUUACAAUCCCUGGCACACACUCAUCUUUGAGGCGCUGGAAUCAGUGACCCUGUCGCUAAGUUUCACCGCUGCUGUUACUUACGCUGCUAAAUUGUCCACCACUACCACCGAUACCUCGAUACAGGGACUGUUAGGUGGCGUUUACUAUGGAGUCGGCAAAGGUUCAGGAAGUCUGAUCGGCGGCUACCUGAUGAAAGCAUUCGGCACUCGGCCAACCUAUCGAAUCUUCGCGGUAAUAACUCUGAUUACCGGUCUGAUGUAUUACAUCUUCAACGUCGCGUACCUGAAGAAACGUCCCCAGGUAGAAGGCAACGAUAUCGUGAAGAAGAAACCGAAGAAAAUGGAGAACCAGAAUGGUGUCGAGAUUAUUGAAAUAGCGAUGGAAGAGAAGAAACCGCGUGAGAACGAGUCCAAAGAAAAGGGAUCGAAUAAUUUCUCUGGCAUCGACAAUCAAGCGUUCUCCAAGGAACAAGAGAAUAUUAGGGAGCUCAAGGAUGACGAGAAAAGAGACCGGAAUAACAUGGAGGCAAUCAACAACGCGAAGAAUCUCGAUAAAAUCGAAAAAGCAGAGGACAACAACCGGAAAAAGCUAACGGGGAAGAAAAUGAAAAAGACGAACGAACGCGACCGGACGAAAGAAAGCUCGCGACAGAAUGGCGCGACAAAUCCGGGUUUCGAUGAUGAACAGGAUCGAUGUAACGUCACCAUCGAAAGCCAACCGGAUGAUAAAAAAUGAACAAGUUCCUCCUGAGAUCUCGAUACUCGUUUUUCUUCCGAUAUUUCGAUGAUAAAUCGCUCGCGGAAUCGCGUCGAAAACGCGUGUCGCAAGAUGUACCGUGGGAAAAGAAGUCCUCUCGAAUCGCUUAUCACUGCUUUCUAUCGGCAACCAUUUUUUCAUUGUGCUUUGAGAAUUGUUUAACGCUUUGAGAGCCGGUUCAACCCCCUGUUGUGUAAUAUCGUGUGAAACCUGUGACGAAGAUUUCAACUGGAAUUUAAGAUAUAUAAAUGCCAUUUCUUCCGUGUAAGUUGAAAUUGGGAAAUGAAAGAAUUAGUAGAAAAUUGAUGGAAAUGAAGAAAUUAUUAGAAAAAUAAUUAAUUAUCAGUUGUAAUGCUCUAGAUUAAACGUAGAUAUAGAAUGAGUAUGAUGCUUUUCUUCUUUUAGUGAAUUAGAAACAAUAAAUUUUAUUGAACGAAAGAAAUUAUAAGACAGGGGGUUAAUAUCGUGAAAAGUAUUCGUCUUGAUCGAACUUAUUUUAUUAAAUCAGUGUACGUCAAACAUCUGUUAAAUAAGGUUUCGACAACAAAAUUUCUUCUAAGUGUUCUAUAUUCAAUCAAAACAACAUUUACAUAAUUUUGUACAUUCUUCAUAACAGUUAAUUCAUUUCGUUAUUCCAGUCACGGAUUCCAGAAAUUUUUCAAAUUUUAGAAAAUUACCAAAAUAUUUGCUAACAUGGAAAUAUAUGAAAACAGAAUCAGAAACUUGUGUUACAAAAUUUCAUAUAAUAAUGUUUACAAAUAUUGUUAAAGCAAAAACUGUCAUAAAACUGCAAAAAUCAUAAAUAAGAAAUAAUGAAGCUAGUUAAUAAUUCAAAAAUGUGUACGGAAUUAUUUAUAUACAUAGUUUAGAAUAAACUGCUGUGAUUCAAGUUUUAUUUGAUAAAACGAUAUUUCAUUGUACUAACUUGAUAAUACUAUAAAUAUUAAUGAUGAGUAUCAGACCAAAGUUACAUCAUUCACACGAGAGUGCCAUGGCAUUCAAAGCGUUAAAUGGAACCGCAUCUAUCUCUUAAGCUGUGUCAUUAAUAUAUUAAUUGAAUAAUUUGUUGAACUUUAAUGCUCAUAUAAGAGUAAUUACAAGUAAAAAUAAUUUCAUAUAUUUUUCGCCGUGACAGAUGCGUAUAAGAUGUAAGUUGUUGUAAUAUAAGUAUUUCGUCACAAUUUGAAUGCAAGAAUCGGUGGGUAAUUAGAGAAUUGAAAGAUUAAUGAAGGAUAUAAUCAGGACAUAGUCGAAAUGUAUCUUUUACUGACAAUAUCUUUCGUUGACUCAAAGUCUCCGAUCUUGUACAAAUUCUGUAUACACGUACGAAAGUAAUUGUAGUAAUAAGAAAGUAACGCAAUGGCGCUCACAAGUACUCGACCGUAAACGAAUUAUGAUCUUAUUAUAAAAAAAUAGAUAUAUGCGAUUUAAAUAACGACUGAAGAACACAAUCUUGUUUCUAUUCUGGAAAACUUUAACAUUUAACAAUUUAAAUUUGCUUCAAGUUUUGUUAUUUGUUACAUUAUAGAAAGUAAUGUUUUGUAUUUUUGCGAAGUUUUCUACAAAAAUGAAAAUUUGCGAAAAUGUUCAAAACUGCUAUAGUAUUAUUUCUUAUUCCAAUUUUGUUUUAUUAUUCAGAUAAUAUUACAAUUAUAAAAUGAUACUGAAGAAAUUUAGACUAAUUCAUUAUAGCAAAAUCAAUGCAAAUCACAAUAUUCAUAUUUCUGUCUAUAUUUUCUAUAUGAUACUGAAUUACAUUGGAAUUAUGCUCGAUAAAAAUUGCAAGAAAUAUCGCAAAUCAAUAACAAAUAUACAUAUAUGUUCCUAUUAUGGAAUGCUAAAUUUUAAGAGAAACUAUGUAGUAAUUAAAAAUUAAACAUUUUUCAAGUACAAAUUACAAAUUCUCAUUGUUAUAGAUAUUGUAUCAUUUCAGUUAAUAAAAAUUGUUCAAAUUUCACAAAACUAUUUUUAUAAUACUUCAUAUUUUUGUAUUAUUAGAAAAAGCAUCGUUCGAAUACUUACGAGCAAUAAUUGUUGUACAAGAUCCUCGAUAAACGUAUAUAUCCACAUACCGAAUGUCAAUCAUCCCAGAAAAUUCUUCUGGAACACCUUUAAUUAAACAUCGUGCAUGUACUUCCCAGUAUCAAGCGUUGAGUUACGUUUAAUAUUUCUUUUUUAGCAUUGAGUAUUGUAGGGUCGUAACGAUUUCAAAUAUAAAUGUAAAAUUAUAUUUCCGAAGUCCUCAGAACAAUGCUGAAUCUCUAUUUUGUACACUGUUUUUUUAGGAUAAUAUAAAAUAUAGAUGUUAGAAAAGUAUCAAAGUUCAUACAGAAAUACAAAUUGUUUUAACAAGCGUGAAUGUUAAUAUAAGGACGUUGAUACGUUCGACAGGUAUAUACGUAUAUAUUUGUUAUUGUUAUAAGAGUGUUAUAUAUAUUUUAUAAGCGAACUAAGAUAUCAUAAAUGUAAAAACAUAAAUAUACUAACAUAUUUAUAUCUGUAUAUAGACUGUGGAUGUGUAUGCAAAUACAGAUCUUUAUAAUUAAAUGUUCUUUUAAAUUCCAAAUAAAAUCAAAAACUCGUUUAAGUUUAUUAAACUUUUAAAACAAUCGAAAUUUUUCAAAAUUAUGUAUCCUAUAGAAGCCCACAAAAUCCAUAGUCUACAUAUGUAUACUAUUGUUAAUGUAAUUUCAAAAGAACAUUGUCAUUUUGAAACGUAUAUUAACAUGCUGAGCCCGCAGACAGGUCUUACCACGCGUUGAAGUCACCGAAGCUGCUGUGCUUCUUUACCACGCAUUAAAGUCACCACAACAAAGUUCGUUUUAAUCACUUACAAGUUCAUUGUACAAAAAAUAUCCAUACGUUACUGAUGCCACUUGCUUAUUUAUAAUUAAUUACUCUUAUACGGAUGUUGAAACAUUGAAUUUUUAGAAUUCUAAAUUUUAAAUUAUGAUUAAUAGUAAGACUUGCCUGGGUUCAGUGUUCACAUUUUUCUAAAUAGUAUGUGAAAGAAAGAGAGCAACAUUUUUUCAGAUUAUUUAAUUAAUUAGCAUGAUUUCUUUGAUAUUAUAUUGUUAUUUAUGUCGACACGUAAGACGAGAAUCAUAUCACUUUAACCAACUAAGUUCUUUGUAUACCAUUGUAUAUUUACUAUGUAAAUCUUUGAUACUAGGUUUUUGAGUUCCUUGAUGCUCGGACUGCGAUCUACAAGUUAAAUUCACUUGAAAAAUUAUUACGGUAGCUCAUUUUGUUAGUACUGAAACGAUAGUGAUAUAUUUACGGUUAUAAAAACUCUGAUAAUAACAGUAUUAUAGAUGAACUUUGGAAAUAAAGAUACAGAGUGAUUAAAAAAUUAUCAAAAUGAGCUGUUAAGUUUAUUAGCUUGCACCUACUAGCUUCUAUUCUCAGUGAAUUAAACAAUAUAAAUUAUGAGAAUUAUUCCGAAGGCUAAUUAAAUUUUAUUUCAUAUUAACAAUAUGAACAAACUAAUAUUCAUAAAAUUGUUGCACUUUUACUGAAAAAGUCAUACCUCUUCUGAACGAAAUGAUAUUCAUUCGAAAUUUAUUUAACAAAUUUAUACAAUUACAACACCUUAAAUGAAAUUUUGUUUAAAACUUAAACAACUGUCUUAGAUACUUAAAUAUUUUUAAAGUUGCAUACGUUUUGAAGAAUUCUAAUUUUAAAUAAUAAAUAUCAAAUCAUAUUUAAAUAAUUUCUACCUGUUUUCAGUGACAGGAGACUUUGAAAUUGUCAAUCCCAUCUUGUAACAAAGAACUCAAUUAUCUACAACAAAGACUAACAACCCAGAAAAAUGAAUAUUAAACGUGCACGAAGCGAGCAUUAACAGGACACAAGCUGUUAAAUAAUAAAAACGCGACGGCGGUUCCGCGAAGGAACAAUGUGAUAUAACUAUGCAGGAAAUAGUGCGUAAUUGCGACUUCCUUAAUUGUACAGUCAUAAAGAGUACAAUAGAAGUUUUGUUCUCAACCCGGCGAUACAGUCUCGACGAAAUAAAUAAACGGAGAUACAAGCGAUCGAAGAAGGAUUUCCUUAUUAUCUCCAUCCCUCGGGAUUGGAAAAGGAAACAGGUGGAAGAAGGAUAAUUAUUUCGAACCGUGGCUCCACCUAUUUGAAAUUAACGCGAAUAUUAAAUACGAAGAAUAAUUCUCACACUAUUUAUAGUUUGCUAUCGCUCGUGUUUAUGUUUUUUGCUUCUAUACAAGAUGAAGAUGUAACACAAAACAUUCGAACUUUGGUAUUUUGUUCUACAUUCAUCAAGAACUAAGGACCUUUCUCAAUAUUCUUUUGUUUAUAACAUUUUUCCUACAGUUUACCCCAGUUAAGUAAUAAUUGUUAAAUUGUUAAAAGAGUGAUAAGAGUUGUUAAAAAAAUGUAUAACUCAUUUCGAGGUAGAACCAUAAUUUGAAAGUUCUUUUUGAGUUUUUCUCGAAAAUUUUUGCUUCUCUAACUAAUUAACCCUUAAACUAUUCAACCUUCUUUUAUUUAACAUUGAGACAGAAUUAAAUUAAAAAGAAUAACGAGACGGACAAACUGUAACAAAACACUUAAAUGAUAUAACAAUUCACUUCCAAAUCAAAUAACUAAUUUGUUUUAUAAAAACCACCCGAAACUAUUAUUGAGAUGUACAACAUUAAUGAACGUGUUAGUGAUUCCAACGUUCAGAAGACAAUACCUUCAUCAGAUACUGAUCAAUUAUGUACACCUGGUCCCCGAUUUACGCAAAAAUCCGUUCUACGCGGAUUCGUUUUAUGCCACUGAAAAUCACGUAAAUAGAGUUUGUCGGUAUAAGAGAAAACAAACUAUUGGAAAGAAAAGCUGCUGUAAGUUUUAGAAAUACAUAUUUAUUUCACAUAGCCAAACAAAAGAAAUAAUAAUACUGACAUUUCAGAAAACAAAAGUACAUUUUAUGUACUAAAAAUUACCUUGUAAAUAGUGUUCUAAUGUACUGCAUAAAAAAGUGCCGCGUAAAUCGAAGGUAAGGUGUAAACUGAUGAAUUGGCCAUAGUCAACAGGCACAACAAUAACCUAUUAACAAGGUUAACUGUGGAAUCUAGUUUCAAAAAUGUCUCGUUUUGUGUGCAAUAAAAUCAAAAAAUUAGGUGUGUACUCGUCAAACACAGAAUGAAUGUACCUAGAGUACAUUUCAAUGAAAACUCAAAUCUAUACAACGAAGAAUUAGAUGUUCAUUUGACAAAAUAAAGAACUCGUAGUUGAAAGAAUUAGUAUCAUUUCAAGCUUUAACCUUUUAACUACAGAAAGAUUAACCUCGAAGCUAUACCUCUGUAUGGCAAGGUUUGGCACCGUCUGCGUAUUAUUAAUGUAUCACUGCGAUUUGAGACUGAUAGAAUCUUUCACUGUGCAAUUACGUUAAAUUAAACUACAGAAGAAUUGUGCCGCUAUAGUAGCGAACCGUUCAAAAAGAUGUUAUACAUGAAAGC
This is a messenger RNA of Nomia melanderi (Alkali bee), 8538 nucleotides long. RefSeq lists its product as uncharacterized. The record is from RefSeq and is a predicted model, not a curated record. NCBI's taxonomy places the organism in Eukaryota, Metazoa, Arthropoda, Insecta, Hymenoptera, Halictidae. Gene Ontology annotation, cellular component: membrane.